AUGGCCAGAACUCCAGCAGAAAUUAUUGAGGAUUACAGAAGUGAAUAUCUUGAUAUCAUCGGAUUUUAUGUUACCGUUGAUGGAUAUGAUGAAAAGCUUGAGUACAGUGAAACCAUGGAUCCAAUGCCUGAAAAGAUUCACCUUGUUCUUCCAGAAUACUGUACUUAUAACUUAGUUCUCAGAUACAGAGUCAAAAAGAGACCAAUUAAGAACCUCAGUUACUAUCAAGCGGUAAAGAAGGCUGGAAUUCCAAUUAAGACAAGAAAGAUGGACUUUGGUGACGUUGAACCAAAUGCGCCUGGUGAAUAUCAUACUGCCGUUUUUGUCCCAGAUACACUCCCCGGUGGAAUGUUUACUAGAGGAACUCACCCAGCAACCACUACAUUCCUGGAAGAGGAUGGAAAGACUAUUUUUGCAUUCAAUUGGUUCAUCGAGAUUGCCAAGAAAGAUGUCAAGCCUAGUGUUAAACUUGAUUAG
[Candida] anglica is the source of this 477-nucleotide messenger RNA. NCBI's taxonomy places the organism in Eukaryota, Fungi, Ascomycota, Pichiomycetes, Serinales, Debaryomycetaceae. The record is from the annotation of a GenBank genome assembly.